CACACUAUAUAUUUAAGAGCUCGCCUCACUACUCAACACCGCGCAGCUAAACUUUGUUGGAGAAACCCUAAUCGGCGACAAUGGGUAUUUCUCGUGACUCAAUCCACAAGAGGCGUGCCACUGGAGGCAAGCAAAAGCAAUGGAGGAAGAAGCGAAAGUACGAGAUGGGAAGGCAGCCAGCCAACACCAAGCUCUCAAGCAACAAGACGGUCAGAAGAAUCCGAGUUCGUGGUGGAAAUGUUAAGUGGCGUGCGUUGAGACUCGAUACCGGUAACUACGCUUGGGGAAGUGAAGCUGUCACCCGCAAGACCAGGGUUCUUGACGUCGUCUACAAUGCCUCCAACAAUGAGCUUGUCCGUACUAAAACACUUGUGAAGAGUGCUAUCGUUCAGGUUGAUGCUGCUCCAUUCAAGCAAUGGUAUCUCCAGCACUACGGUGUUGAGGUUGGUCGCAAGAAGAAGACUGCUGUCACUACCACCAAGAAGGAUGGAGAGGAUGGUGAUGAGGCAGCACCAGCUGUUGCUGAGGAGACCAAGAAGAGCAACCACGUCCAGAGAAAGAUUGAGAGCCGUCAAGAGACUCGCACCCUUGAUUCACACAUUGAGGACCAAUUCGCAAGUGGACGUUUGUUGGCUUGUAUCUCAUCUAGGCCCGGCCAGUGUGGUCGUGCUGAUGGAUACAUCUUGGAAGGUAAAGAGUUGGAGUUCUACAUGAAGAAGAUCCAGAAGAAGAAGGGCAAGGGUGCUGCUUAGAGUCUCUUCUUAUCUGCCUUGAGCUUUUGUCUUACAACAUGUUUUGAUUUUUCAGUUUCAAUUGUCUGAGAAACUAUGUUUUUGGAUUAGCUUGUCGUGGUAUUUUCCUAAAACUCUUCAUCAGUUAUUAUGGUACAAUUACAAUGGUUUUGUCUCUGAUC
This is a messenger RNA of Camelina sativa (false flax), 913 nucleotides long. Its product is annotated as small ribosomal subunit protein eS8z. Gene Ontology annotation, cellular component: ribosome. Gene Ontology annotation, molecular function: structural constituent of ribosome. Lineage: Eukaryota; Viridiplantae; Streptophyta; Magnoliopsida; Brassicales; Brassicaceae. Gene Ontology annotation, biological process: translation. The record is from RefSeq and is a predicted model, not a curated record.